CCGUUCACAAAGUCCUCUGGCUUGGGGGAGACAGGCAACAGUCCCAAGGAAGGGGGCUGCUGAGGAGCUUUGGGCCCAGCAGAGUGGAAGCAGCAUGUUCAUUACAGUGAGAUAUAGAGCCGACUGCCAAGAGAUUGUGAAUGUGAACUGCCGGGUCCUGAGCCUCACCAUGCACCUGAAGAAGAAAUGCCAGUGCAGGCCAGAAGAUUGCAUUGAUCUUCUGGAUGAAUCGGGGACCCUGAUGAACCUGAGCGAAGUGAAAAGUCCUGCAUCUGAGCUGGCCAGUAAAUACCUACAGGAGAGGCAGCACUACAUCCUCAUCAGAGUCAUUCGAGGAGAAGGCUCGGAAUUAACCUACUACGAAUCUCUGCUGGAGAAUCUGGAAAACCACCACCCUGAGCUGGCAGAGCGGCUGCAGAAGUUACCGGCAUACCCUCAGCUGAAGGACAACAUGAGGAGGAGUUCCAUGCAGAGAAAGUUUCGCCCACUUAAGGAACCACUCCUGGACUCCCCAGCCAAAGUCAGAAGCACACAGCAGAGUAAGAAAGGCUCUGCUCUCUCCAGCAGGCCCACCUAGGUAGGGUAUUAUCCCUUGCGGGAACAAGGCCUCCAACAGUUUGGAAGCAUUUUCCACAGAACCUACACAGGGUCAAAGUAAGAUAGCCAGGUGUAGUCAAACUGUAAGGCAGUAUACAAGAGGCCACUGCUUUAUAAGCAGCACACCAUCCUCCUCAAAGCCAGACAACCAUAAUCAGAAACCCCCAGCACCUUUUUAAA
Gopherus flavomarginatus (Mexican gopher tortoise) is the source of this 777-nucleotide messenger RNA. It is a transcript of the gene C15H22orf15, whose product is annotated as chromosome 15 C22orf15 homolog. Lineage: Eukaryota; Metazoa; Chordata; Testudines; Testudinidae. The transcript has 5 exons. The record is from RefSeq and is a predicted model, not a curated record. Bases 95 to 577 code for a protein of 160 amino acids.